Molecule: messenger RNA, 486 nt
Organism: Cryptomeria japonica (Japanese cedar)
Lineage: Eukaryota; Viridiplantae; Streptophyta; Pinopsida; Cupressales; Cupressaceae
Product: glycine-rich RNA-binding protein 7-like
Exons: 2
Source: RefSeq, a predicted model, not a curated record
AUGGCCAAGGGAGGCAUGGAGGUGGCAGAGGCAGUGGCAAAGGUAGGGGUCGGCUGCGAGGCGGGGAUGAACAAGGCGCAACGCAAGCGAUUGAUGGCCAAGGGUGGUAUGGUGUUGGAAGAGGCAGUGGCAGACGAAGGGGUCAGCCGUGAGUGGGUGGUAGCCGGGUGGCAUCCUGGUGGCUGGGCGAUGGUCGACUGGAAAAAACUGGCGGGGGCCGUUGUGGCAGCGGGCUAUAGGUGGCGGCUGGGCGGGGGCCGCUCGGGUGGUGGGCCGUGGCGGGGCGGUGCUGCACUACGGCUGGGCAGCGAGCCGGGCGGAGGAGGCUACACAGGAAGCGGCCGACGACAGGGUGGUGGGGGCUACAGACAGCGACCGUGGGGCCGGCGGAGGCUGAGAGGUGGCAACUGGGGAGCGGGGGGCCUCAGGUGGCGACGAGUGUCGCCGAAGGGGGCCUUGCUGGAAGGAGGCAUGAGGGAGCUGCCG